Molecule: messenger RNA, 3129 nt
Organism: Plasmopara halstedii
Lineage: Eukaryota; Oomycota; Peronosporomycetes; Peronosporales; Peronosporaceae
Product: atpase family aaa domain-containing protein 5
Exons: 3
Coding region: 1-3129 (1042 amino acids)
Cellular component (GO): nucleus
Molecular function (GO): DNA binding; DNA clamp unloader activity
Source: RefSeq, a predicted model, not a curated record
AUGGCGUCUCAAGGCCUAUCUUUAUGGCUCACUGGCAAGUCUGAGGCCUUGGACGCUAAUGAUCCUAGAGUAUUUCAAAAUCAGGUGGAGGACACAGGAAAGCCUAAUUCAAGCGAGUCCCCACUUGAAUUACCCAUUGAUCGAAUAGGGGUCAAGGAGACCAUCACGCUUAUCAGUCCUGAGAAGUGUUUAGUCGUCGAGGAGAUUGAUAGCGAGGAAGACGAUGCAGAGUUUGAUGAUCGAGCACACUGGACUAGACGAGGAUCAAGAAAAAAAGCAAGGGCUAUGCGUCGAGCUGCUGGAGCCGAGGAAAAAUCUCAGCCGUCCAUUGCGCUCUUUUGCGUCAAGAAUGCGACUUCUACGAAGGAAGUUUUGGGGGCGGAAUUAAAGAAGGCUGCAUUAAAUGAUGUUGUAAAGCCAGCAAAAGUGGUACAGCUUGACAAAACAAACCACACAAAGUGUGAGAAGAUGGAGAAGCCGAAAAACGAUGGACUCGAGUGGGACUCUGCCGAUACGCCCACCAAAAAUGGAACUGCUACUUUUAUGAGUUCGGGUCGGCCAAAACGUGAAUCUGUUCUACGAGCAGAGAUUUUGCAGCAGCAGCAAAAGCUUUUGGAUGCUGUGGCUGCAAAAAACAAUGCUGUGUCUUUUUUAACUCCCCCACCGUCGACAAAAAAAUCAUCCACACAAAAGGCAACAACUAGUGGACGUAAGAGGAAGCUGGAAUUGAAUAAAAAGAAAGCGUCUCCGACCUUGAAGAAUGGGAGCACGGUGAGCCCACCAAGUACUAGCAACGCGUCGCAAUCAUUCUUUUUGAGUGAGCUGGAAAAGAAACAGCUUCAGGAAAUUGAAACUGUGUCAAUUUUUCGUGAACAACUUCGACAGACGCGUGAGAAGGACCUUGCUUUUUUUGCCGGUAAACCAGCGAAUCCAUUCUUUCAAGCGCGCUCUUGUUGCAUACGCAGUGGUGGUGAAGAAUCUGAUGAUGAAAACGUUAGAGAUAGUGAUGUUAGCAAAAUAGUACAGCAUAUUGGAGCUCGCUGGAGUAAGCCAUUACCGUUGUUUCCCGAUGUACAACACGUAUUAUAUUCAUGCAUGGACGAAAAAGACUUAGAUACAGCUACUCAAAACUGGAUAUCAUUGAUACGGCGCGUGACAUCACCAGAUAAAAGUUCUAAGACGGUAGUAAUCCAUCAAGCCAAUUCGGGAGUAGACAGUAAGCUGUCAAUUGAAAGUAUGGCCCAUCUCAGAGCUGCCAUGAAUGGACAAGUCUGUACCGAAUCUUCAUUUUCCGAACAGUUUUGGUUUAGAGAGUUUUUAAAUUCAUCUACCUUCCCGGGUGUUGAGAUCAUCGAUAUUACCUCUCCAUGUUUAUCAAAUAGUGAAAUGGCUGCAACAGAACUGGCAGCAAGAGAGACUCUGCUCGUGGACGAGUUGGUUGAAGCGCAUGAUAUUCAAGAGAUUCAAAUACGUGAACUUCUGUCAGGUCUAGAGCAAGCAAGGAUAAAGCGUACAAGCCGAAAGCAAAAUUUGUCGUUAGUAGAUCGGUACUUACCAGUGAAUGCUAAUGGCCUUGUUGGCAAUCGUGAGACACUUCACACACUUUCAUCGUGGCUAAGCGCGUGGAAAAUUGGUGGUGGCGAUCGUAAGAGACUUGAUUGCUUCGCAUCGGAGCUAUUUACCUUCGAAGAUGGUGAUAGCGACAGCGAGGAUGAGGUUGGUGAUUUGUGCCGUUUAUUUAUUUUACAAGGCGAGUCAGGAUCGGGUAAAUCUGCCGCUGUUUACGCAUGUGCCGAAGAACUUGGCUAUGAGAUCAUCGAGAUCAACGCGGCUCAGAAUCGUUCUGGAAAAAAUAUCGUCGAACUCUGUGGUGAAGCUACACAAUCGACUCGCGUGCUGCACAUUGGGGGAAAAUAUGAUAAGAGCAAAAAGACGCAAAAGAAGAAACGCAGGAUACAAUCUGAGGGCCGCAAAAGUUUAGACAAGCCUACAGCUGCAUCCUUAUCACUGGUGCUUUUUGAGGAUGUAGAUCUGGUUUUUGAUGAUGAUAAGGGUUUUCUUUGUGCCAUAUGCUCUAUUGCGAAGCACUCGAAGUGUCCGAUUGUCGUAACAUGUGCGCAAUUACCCGAUGCAUUUCCUACAAAACCUGGACGGCUAUGCCGCGAACUCUGCAAACCUACGAUGGACGAGUUUUCAAUUUGGAUGCGUCUUGUGACCUUUAUCGAAGGAAUGCAAGUGGCACCGUCUUUAAUUGACGCUCUCGCCAAGUUUUUUGGGCGAGAUGUCCGGCGAUCACUGCAUUUUCUAGAAGCUAGUCUACCAGUCUCGAAUACAAGCUUAAAAACCCAUUGGCGAUGGCAGCAUGUUACUGACGAUGAAAGCGAUGAUGAUAAAUAUUGUCACGUUGUUGUUCCUGCUUGGACUGUCUGGUCCACAGGUGAUUUAUCUUUUGAUGCUCUUACAAGUAACUUGUUGUCGGAGCUUAGUGCAGCUUAUGGAAAACCAUUAGAGGAUAAAGGCUACGAAGAGAGGCGGGCGGACCUUGAAGCAAUGUCGGAAUUGGCAGAAAUAAUGGAUUCUACUUCCGUUGCGGAUACUUGGAUGUCGCCCGCUGCAAGUUGGAACAGGGGCGAAAUCGAGAAAUCAUAUUUUCAAUUUGAACGUGAACGACUUGCGGCCUUAGAGCUACGACGUUUAAGUCUUUACGUGCUAGGAACCUCGGUGAGCACUUUAAGUUCGUCUUUGACACAUCGUCAAGAACCUUCAGCGUCAGCGUGUAUUCAGCGCACGUUAGACAACACUCUUAAAGCGACACAACGGCACCACCAUCAAGCAGCUUUGGCGCAGCUAAAGCCAAAAUUCGAAUUGCCGCUAGCAUUUAAAGGCUGCGGAAAGUCAGAGCCGCGAUUUACACUUGACUAUAUGCCAAUGGUGGGACGUUUACUGUCUAGCACCGGUUUGCAAGAAGGUCGCCGACGAGCAUCUCGGCGCAAUCACUACUUAAGCGAUGUAUUGAACGAUAUGGCUCUUAUCGACGAGCUACCGGCGUUUAAUACAUACUUAUUGCUCGACGGAGACAGUUUUGUCGCCGUAUCUUCAGCGCACAAUCAGCGACAAAAAGAAGUGUAA